This is a messenger RNA of Toxotes jaculatrix (banded archerfish), 3036 nucleotides long. It is a transcript of the gene snap47, whose product is annotated as synaptosome associated protein 47. Gene Ontology annotation, biological process: synaptic vesicle priming; synaptic vesicle fusion to presynaptic active zone membrane; exocytosis. NCBI's taxonomy places the organism in Eukaryota, Metazoa, Chordata, Actinopteri, Toxotidae. Gene Ontology annotation, cellular component: plasma membrane; SNARE complex. Gene Ontology annotation, molecular function: SNAP receptor activity; syntaxin binding. The record is from RefSeq and is a predicted model, not a curated record. Bases 274 to 1551 code for a protein of 425 amino acids. The transcript has 5 exons.
CUUAGUGAGAAGACUAUGAGGCGACGGCAUGUUCAGCCCAACAAGAUAAUGUCGAUUAAUGCGGUUUGGGACGGAUGUAAUCUACCAGGAGGAAGUAAUAAAUGCUAAAAGGGUUUAUGACAUUAAAAUGACGCACUUGAAAUGCGGUCAGUUGGCUGGAAAGCUGAAGCUGCCAGUGUAAACGCCUCAGCUGAGCUCAUCUUCUGCCUGAAUCCCUGCAAUUGAUCCCUCAUUACACUCUGAACAAAGUGAGUCAGUGUACCUCCUUCCAAAAUGAGCCGGGACGCUCCUAUCCACAGCUGGCCCGGCUCCUAUUACAUCAACAGUGAGAAGCGGUGGGAAAACGGCACCCUGUCCCUCACCAGGACCGUGGUGCGCUUCGUCUCCAACCAGAGCAAGGAGAGUCUUGCCAGCUUCCGCCUCUCCCGUAUCAUGGAGAUCAAGAUGGAAUCGUCCAGUUUCAUCUUCAGCACUUUGACAGUGCUUGAGGAGGGCAAUGUGAAACACUGGUUUGGUUCCCUGAAGCCCAACAGGGUGGUGGUUUAUAAUGUGUUGGAACAUUUUUGGCGAGAACUCCUCCUGUCCCCGAGCUCAGAGGCCCGUGGGGCCGAGUCUCAGCCCUCUAAAGGCAGAGAGCUGAUUAACCUGGUGGCAGGAGCCCAGAGAAGACUGGAGGACACCGGCAGGGUCCUCAGCCACCAAGGAGAGCAGUUUGAUAAUAUGAUGCAGGGACUGGAGAAGAUUGACUCUGACCUGGGCGUGGCUGAUAAACUUCUGUCUGAGCUGGAGUCUCCUUCUUGGUGGCCUUUUGGUAAACUACCCUGGAAGACUCAGCAGGAAGCCAAGGCUGAGGAUGCUGCAAGAGCUGCAGCUUCUGCCGCUGCUUCAGCUGGCAGAGCGUCUGGCAGAAAUAAGGUGAUCACAAGCAUCCCAGCUGUAGUGUCCAAAGGUGGAGACUCAGACUUGAAACCGGGAUGCCUGUUGGUGCUGGUGUCCUCGUUGGAGGUGCGAGACACAAACUGCCAGCUCCUUCAUCGUUUUGAACGUAAUGAAAUCGACGAAAUCAGGGUGCGGAGUCCUUAUGAGAUUACUGUUAGACAGCGGUUCAUUGGGAAGCCAGAUAUAUGCUACAGGUUCCUGUCUGCCAAGAUGCCAGAGGCAAUGUCAGUUUUAGAGAUGCAGUACAAAAAGAAGGUUGAAUUUACCAGCGAAUACGCUGCUUUCAAGGCAACUCCAGUUUCAUCUCCGUGUGAUGCAGAAGGGACAACUUGGAAUGAAGGUUUGUUGCAGAGGUGCCAAGACACAGAGCUCCCACUGGAGGUCCCAGCAGGAGAGCUGUCCCAGUUGCAGGUGCAUGUCCUCCAGCCAUCUGUCAGUCAGGCUGAGGCCCAGGAACUUAAACAGAUGCUGAUGCAGCUGAAGAACCUUGCCCUGGAGGCUGAAACGGAGCUGGAACGGCAGGACGAAGUUCUGGACGUCCUGACGAGCUCCACGGACCGAGCCACCAUGCACAUAGAGAAGCACACCUGCCGUAUGAAAAGACUGUUGUAGCCCUGGCAGUCCAGCUGAUGCAUGUGGUCACCAUAUCCCUCCUAUGAAACACACCGUAAGCCUCUUCAUUCUCCUCAUGGGAUUGUUACAGCAGUAGGGACUUGCAUAUACUCUAAGAUAGUUCAUAUGAUAUUUGAUAUAAGACUGAUUCUUCAUUUUGGAGACUAUAGCUUUUAAUGAGCUUCAUGGUCUCGUGAAUUUCGACAUAAGUUAACCCUUCAGUGCAAAUCCAAAUUUGUCACAUCUUACUUUUUGGAGUUUCCUUAGAGGAGAAAUAACUCACCCAGUACCAGGUUCAGUCCCUGGUAAAGGUGCUUGUGGCCUGGCUCAGUCUAUUGAAUCCCAGUGGAGAUGUUUAUGGUAGGAAGGCAGUGAGGGAUCACAUCCUUGUUGGUGCAUUAGUGAGUCCCAUUGGCUGGUCGUGGCACCUGAGUGGGAUCUGUUGGAAUACCAUGAAUCCUCAGUGCACGUCAAGCGCUUCUGGUGAAGUUAGCAGGUGAAGAAAUGAGCUCAUGAGUCUGUGUAUAUCAGAGGGGGCACACAACAGUUUACACCAUCCCCAGUGGCCCAGUGGGAGACAGCAGUGACGACCACUACAGUGAAGGGCAAAAUAGACAUCAAAAAGCGAUAAAGGAAAUAACUAGUCUAUUUAUUCUCUUUGCAUAAACUAAUUCAAAACAAGUUGCAUGAUGUUUCCAUAGGUGUUAUUUACAAGACAGAUGUAAGACAGAAGCAUAAACCUUAUUCAACAUUGUGAAAAUGAUUAGCAAAUAAUUAACAGGUAAGGUUUGCAAAUAUCAUCAGAGUAAUGUCUGUGUUUCUGAUGAUGUACUGCCCCCCCCCCCUUUUAUAGCCAUUUCUGUCCUCAUAAAUUGUCCUCCUCAGGUCGUAGGUGCCACUUAUCCCCUCUGGACACGGUUUUCCUGUGGUUUAAUGUUGCAUGUCUCAAUGUUGCUGCUUUGUACUGCAUCCAGUGGAAAUGUCUCGCCAUUAUCAAUAAAUAGCAUAAGAUUAUAAAUGUGCAGCUAACUUCUGGGACAGAACUGAAAAUAAUCCCUCUUUCUGUUUAAUAUUAUACACAAAAUACUCCAUUUUUAGGUCCACAUCUACUGUAUAUGAUUUGCUUAAGAUUGACACUAUUCUAAGACUGUAUUAUCUCUAAACAUAUAUAGUAAUUCUGUCAUUUUAUUGUGGUCUGUCAUCACUGUGAACUUGUAAUUAGAAGUUUAACUUGAAAUAUCAGUACUGUGUUUUAAAAGACGUAAGGAAGUGAUGUAUAGAUGCAUCUUUUUGCUGAUAAUGCCAAAUUUAUCUCGACACGGGACACAACUAAACAAUUAUCUCUACACCUGCAUCUUUCUUAUAGUAAUAAAUAAAUAAAUAAAUAAAGCAGCACAACAGGAAUGAAUUCAUUUUAUCAGCUAGUGAGUCAUCACCAUUAGAAGUCUGUAAUAGCAUAUAAUUUGCAAUAAAAUGAAGUCUCAC